Naegleria lovaniensis is the source of this 5148-nucleotide messenger RNA. RefSeq lists its product as uncharacterized. Lineage: Eukaryota; Heterolobosea; Eutetramitea; Acrasida; Naegleriidae. The record is from RefSeq and is a predicted model, not a curated record. Gene Ontology annotation, biological process: post-transcriptional tethering of RNA polymerase II gene DNA at nuclear periphery; RNA export from nucleus; protein import into nucleus. Gene Ontology annotation, molecular function: structural constituent of nuclear pore. The transcript is spliced from 2 exons. Gene Ontology annotation, cellular component: nuclear pore; nuclear pore cytoplasmic filaments. The coding region runs from base 1 to 5148 and encodes 1715 amino acids.
AUGUUUAAUUUUGGUAACACUCAGCCAAGCACUGGAGGAUUUGGCUCUACAACAGGAGGAUUUGGUGCUGGCGGAUUUGGUGGCUCUCAACCUUCAACUAACACCACCGGAAACACGUUCUCAUUUGGCCAAAGCGGUGGGGGUGGAUUUGGUGGCUCGCAACCAACUAACACAUUCGGAUCAAACACUACUGGAGGAGGACAACCAGCCACUGGUUUUGGAUUUGGGACAGGCAAUACCUUUGGCACACAAUUUAAGCCCACAACAACAACAUUUGGAUCUUCUACAACCAACACAGGAUUUAACUUGAUGGGAAGCCAAAAUGCUCAACCAAACACUUCAACUAAUACUUUUGGAGCAACUGGUUCAACACCAUUCGGAACAUCUUCAAAUAUGUUUGGAUCUAGCGGAGCAACUACAACUGGUACUACAUCAUCAACAGGAUUUGGUUUUGGAGGUACACAACCAACAACCUCUGGCUUUCCAAGCACUUUUGGCUCCUCUACAGGUACAGGAUUUGGUGCAACAACAGGAGGAACAACAACAACAACAGGCAGUGGAUUUACUUUUGGGCAACCAGGCAAUACAACCGCAGGAGGGUCUAUAUUCCCUACAACUUCAACCAAUACUGGUGGUAUGGGCUCUAUGGGAUUUGGAGGAAUGAGCGGUGGUGGAAUGGGACAAGGACAAACAAAUACUUCAAUUUUUCCAGCAUUUAAGCCUGUAGAAGAAAAUGGAACAAGCGGAAAAAUGGUUUACUAUUCUCUUACUAAAAUGGAGCCCUACAAAGAUAAAUCAUUUGAGGAAUGGAGGUGGUACUACACAUUGGCGUCACAAGGAAAGUUGACAAGCAGUCCUUUUUCCCAACCUACCACUACCACCACUGGAAUGUCCACAGGAUUUGGUCAACCAACAACCGGUACAAGUUCUUCAUUUUCUUUUGGAAACACUGCUUCUCAACCUACGUCAGCUUUUUCUGCAAACACAGGAUUUAAUAGACCCGCAACUACAGGUUUUGGUUUUGGAACCUCGAACACGGGUCAAACAGGCACAACAUUUGGUACCACAGGAACAGGAUUUGGUACAACCGGAGGAACUACUAACACUUUUGGUACCACAGGAACCACUAAUUUUGGAUUUAACAAGCCUGCCACAACUGGUACUACAGGAGGUUUUAACUUUGGAUCAGGUACUGGAGGAACUACAAGCACAGGAUUUGGUACAGCAACUCAACCAAGUACAGGAUUUGGCACAUCGACAACUGGUACUACAGGAGGCUUUAAUUUCGGCGGGGGAGCAAGUACUGGAACAACAGGUUUUGGUACCUCAAAUACUGGAACAACAGGAGGAUUUAAUUUUGGUGCAACGAGUACUACUGCACCUGCCUCAACUGGAUUUAACUUUGGAGGAGCACCUGGUGGUACUGCUACAGCCGGUACUGGUUCAACAGGAUUCAAUUUUGGAGCUCAACCUUCGCAACCUGCAGGCACUACCAGUGGUUUUAACUUUGGAACAGGAACCACAAGCGGGUUUGGAGGAUCUACACUUGGAGGUGCUCCUUCAACAGGAGGUUUUAAUUUUGGAGCAGGCACCACUGCAGGAGGUACAGGUUUUAAUUUUGGAGCAGGCACCACUGCACCCACGUCUGCUGGAUUUAACUUCUCUCAACCAGGAGGCAGCUUUGGAGCUACCAUGACUGGAGGCGCAAACUUUGGACCAGCUAUCAAUGUUGAGGUUCCAACUGUUUUGAGCGAUCCUUAUGGUCCCAAUUCUCUAUAUCAAUUCCUCAAGGAAUCUGGUGCCUCUGAAUUAAAAGAAUUCGAGGAAGAAACAAGCGUGAUAUCUAAAUCUGUUCAAAAAACAUCAGCUCAAAUUAGACCAAGAACAUUCAAGAAAAGUGGUAUCAACACUAUGGCAGAUAGACUGGCUCUGAUAUCUACCGAAGGCGAACCCAACAAACCAUUUGAAGAUUUACUGGAUAGCUCAUCUUUUACAUCAAAGGAAAAUGUUAAAAGUCUAACAAUCUCUCCAAAGGUAUUUGAAGGUAAGAGAGUCCAGAACCAGCCAGAACAAAGAGUUUCAAAGGCUCCUUCUGAAAUACAACAAGAUACACAAAACCUUGCUAACGCAAAUAUUGUAAAACCAAAACCACAAAAAGGAAAAGUGAUAUCCAUUGAUAUUGAGCCAGUACAAACAAAUGAAAUUGAAAAACCGCAUUAUCUUCCAACAUUAACCAAAGAAGGGUUCUAUACUGUUCCAUCAAUGGAAGAUAUGAAGAAAAUGACUCUGACUGAGCUUCAAGGAAUCAGAGAUUUUGUAGUUGGAAGAAAAGGCUAUGGCGAGCUCAAAUUCUUGGGAUUUACUGAUGUCACCAAAAAUUUGGACUUGGACAAAAUUAUUUUUGAAAUUGAGAAAAAUCAUGUAGAUGUUUACAGUGAGCAUGUAUAUACCGAAGGUGAAAAACCACCAGUUGGAACCGAACUAAAUAAGCCCACUAUUAUUACACUUUUUGAUGUACAUCCAAAGAAUAAUGAUUACAAGUCAUUUGAAAGAAGACUACGAAAAGUUUGUGAAAAUAAUGGUAGCAAGUUUCUCUCUUAUAGCAGCGGCCAAUGGACUUUCUCUGUAGAACAUUUCACAAAAUAUGGACUAGGUGAGGAAGAGGAAAUCGAAGAAAUUGAAGAGGAGCAGGAGAAUAAUGAUACCAAACAAGAUUUGGUAAGAAUAUCUAAAAUUGUUGCAGAGGAAGAUGAGGAAGUUGAAGAUGAUAAUUACACCGAUUUUUUACGAAACGACGAAAUGAUUGACAUUACCACCCAUAAAAAUUUUCUGCCAAGGCAGUUAAAUCUAGAUCCUCGUAGAAUGUACCUUAUGCAAUCAAAUCUUAUGGAUGAAAAUGAAGACACUGACAUUUACACUAUUGAAAACACUAGGAAGUCCAAAAAAACAAGAUUUGUUGGUACUUCAACCCAAGAACCAUUUCAAAGCUUAACAUUUUCAACAGAAAUUCCAUCCAUUCAGCCAACGAGGCAAAAAAAGUCUGUUAUCCCGGUUCCAAGUAACAUAAAGGGAGAUAAGGAAUCGGAGUCUGAUCCAGAAGACAUGCUAUCUGCUUUGAGAAGAUCGUUCAGAGUCGGAUUUCUGCCUAAUGGUCAAUUUAUUGUCCCUCACUCAGUUUUUAAUCCUAAAUCUAAUGUAUCCAAUUUAUCUAUUUCAAAUACUAUCGUAAAAGAAGAUUACAAUGUGGCUGAAAAUCAAAGAGAAGAAUUCUAUCGUUUAAAGUAUGAAACGUAUCUAGAUCUUGUCAUUGAGAAUUGCUAUAGAGAGGAUAUUUCUAUUCGGCUUAAAGGAGAAUACUCCACAGUUAUGGAAAAUUAUAUACGUAGAAUUGAAGCUAUGGUAAAUCAUAUCGACUCUUUAAAUAUUUCCCCACAAGUGAAGGACAUUACUCGUUCUAGAGGGUCGUUUGAGUUAAGUGUUUGGAGAUUGAUCCAUAUUCUGUUCAGUCAAAUUAACAUGGGUGAUAAUAAUGAAUAUGCAGAUGAUAUUGCUAGAAAACGAAAUUUAAGCGCCUGGAUACGUGAUCAAAUGCCUAUAGAAGACAUUAUUAGAAACGAAAAUCCCUCUCCUCUAAGAAAAAUAUAUUUAUAUUUGACCUGUGGCAGAAUUCCAGAGGCUGCUAAGGUGGCUUUAGAAAAUAAGGAUUUGAGACUUUCUGCAAUUAUUUCACAGUGUUUCUCCAAUCCUAUGAUUCAAAAAGAUAUUGAAAAGCAAAUUACCUUAUGGAACCAAACAAAAGCUAAUAUUGAUGUUGAAAGAAAGAAGAUUUAUGAGCUGUUAGCCGGUCAUGUUACGGACACUUCACUUCAGUGGCUUCAAUGCUUAGGUUUGCACUUGUGGUUUAAAUGCUCUCCUGAUCAAAGCAUUUGUGACGUGUUACAAAGCUAUACCUCCUAUUUCGAAACAGCAAGAUCCACAAGGCCGUUGCUAUUAACCAAGUACCAUUCCUCUUCCAUUCAUCACGACGUUAGAUUUAAUUUAAUCAAGAUAUAUUGUGAAUCUAAGAGACAAGUACCUCUUGAGAUUAGCAAAUAUUUAAAGCCCUAUACAUAUUGCAAUGACAUCAUGGAUUGUCAACUCUCAUGGCACAUGUACAAUAUUCUACGAUGGGUUCCAUUAAUUGGUCAAUCUAGCAACAUGGCGCACAAAAUUCACACGAACUACGCUCUACAAUUAGAGAAAGCUGGUUACUGGCAUCAUGCUAUUGUCAUCCUUUGUCACAAUGAGACCACUAGUGCAUUAUCAACAGAUUUGCUAUCAUCCCAAAGUUUAGAUAGAGAAAACAAUACAGUCUCUAGAAUCAAAAAGAAUAAGCUACUUCAUUCAAGAGAUAGAGCUGUUAGAGAACUAUUGUUCAGAAAUUAUCCAUCCCUUCUCGAUCGUCCAAACAAUAUUGACUUUAUGAAACUUACACUUGGAUUACCUGAAAUUUGGAUUGAGGAAGCAGCUGCGUUAUUCGCAGAAUAUGGAAAUUCAUAUCCUCUAUUAUUUGAAAAGCUUUGUAGAUCAAAUCAUUUUGCUAAAGCUCACAAGAUUCUCUUAGACCAUAUUUUCCCUUCCUUGAUUCUUUGCAACAGAUAUGACGAGCUGUUGUUGUAUUUGGGAAAGCUACAGCCCAAAGUGCAAGAAAUUCCAACAUGGGGCCAAGGAGGCAGUAUUCUACUUAAUUAUGUGAGCAUUAGAAAAAGAUUUGAGGAAUUAGAAAAACAUGUACAUGGGAACACUUCUCUUUUUAGUGUUGUAGACAACUAUGAUCAUAUUUCAACACUCGAUUCUGAUGCUGUCAACUUCUUGGAACAAGUAGCAAUAUUAAGCUCACAAUAUUCAGAACAACUGGAGCACCGUGUAGCGAUUUCUGACAUGACUGUAUGCAUUACCAACUUUAUUGUAAAGACGAAAUCGUUUAUGGCCGUCUUUGAAACAGAUGAAAAAUUAAGAGAAGCUCGCACCAUUACUAUUGAACAUCCAAACCAACAAAGGUUUGAAUGUUUGGAGGCUGUUCAUAGUAUCAAUACUGAUAUCUACCUUCCCAACAGGAUUGACCUUCUCCAGACUAUUGCUCUAUCCAACACAUUUCCAUUUGAUUAA